AUAUAUCCAAAUUGCCAUUUCACCAAAAAAGCCCUGAUCAAAGAACAUCCGGUGCCAUUAUGUUAAUGAUCAGAACAGGAUCUUGAUUUUCGUGGCGAGGAAAAGAAAACAAAUCGGCUUUUUUUGUCCCUAAUGAACUCUAUUCAAGCGUGGGUCUGGUGCAGUAUUAAUUAAUUCAUCUGGAAUCUAGAGGCAGUCCUAAAAAUCAUACAUCUUGAAGCGCCUGGCUUGAGCUCAUCAAUCAUCCGAUCCAUCUCAAUAAUUACAAGAAUCUGUUUCGAUUUAGAGCAACAAUUUAACCUGCACAUCGACAUAGGAAUCAAAGCAUCAUUAAACAAGACAGGAAAUCGUUCCCUAAGAACAACAGCGCUUGGCAGCGUCGCAAAGACUUCGACUCGAAAUCUGCGUCAGUGUCUGUUGUUAUCAACAAAAAGACAUCCAUUCAAAGUUUUUAAAAAAAUGGAAUCGAAUCUGUCAGAAAUUUUCUUCCCAAAUUUCACCAAUUUUGUCUCUCGGAAUGAAACUUUUUCAGUCGUGGUACUGAACGACACUUUUGAGUUACAUGACCUUAUCUCCAUGGAUGUACCGAUGGAGGAUAAGAUCAUUUACGCCUUCUUAGUGCUGCUGGGAUUGCUUAUCAUUGCUGCCAACCUCCAGGUCUUAGUUCUUGCAGUCAAGUUUAGAUUCCUUCGCAAGAAGACGAAUUACAUCAUCAUUAGUCUUGCCGUCUCGGAUCUCUUGUCCGGAGCGUUGGCAAUCCCUCUUCUUGUGGCAUGUUCAUCUGUAGCGGAAUACUCACUGACUUUGUGGGUAGGCAUGGAUAUUUGCCAGAGGUUUCUUGCCAUCUCGACAAUCCUUCAUUUAGUCGUGGCAGUUCUUAACCGUUAUUUUAGGAUUGUCAGGCCGUUCCUGUACCGACGUGUCGUUACAGUAUUUCGUCUUGGUAUGAUAAUAAUGUGUUUGUGGGCUAUCUCCCUUACCACGGCGUUUAUUCAAAUUGCAUGGCUUCAUGAGAAACAAGAGUCUCGCAUUUCUUUCAUCUACGAUUCCGCAGUUCUUGUCGUCUUGGUACUUGUGCCAUUCCUUGCCAUCAUUGCUGCUUGUGCUCGUACAUUUGGUGUCAUCAAACAAAGCAGGAAGCAUCAUGGAAAAGAAGAGCUCAGAAGCUGCAAGCUCAAGAAAAGUCAACGCAAAGCAUUAACGUUAUACUGCAUCAUGACAACAUGCUUCGCAAUUGGAUGGUUCCCCUACUUCGUGUUGUCCAUAACAGAGGACUUAGAAAUUGAGAUCGAGCUGCCCUAUUGGUUAAGCAUACUCUUUCUAUUCCUUAAGUAUGGGACAUCUCUAGCAGACCCCUUGUUAUACACUUUCCUCAAAAGUGACUUCCAAGCAUCGAUCAGGUACAUCCGUCGCGGCAAGACCAGGGAUACUCGCUCGCAAGUCAGUCAGUUUGUCUCGCAGUCUAGCGGAACAAGUGAAAGGAAUAAUACACUCAAGUUACCCAGUCCGAUGCGAUUGAGGAGUACUAUAUUACAUGAUUCUCAAUUCGCUACUAAAAUCUACUCCUCAAGCCAUAAAAGUUUUGUCUGACUAACGCAUCGAAAGCUUGCCGUCCACACGAGCUUUCUGGUCGUUUCUGUCCACACAAGCUUUUUGUUUUCGGCUGUAUACACUAAAACGACCAAAAAAAGGUCCCCAUUUUCGCUGUCCCACACAUAUACCUACAUUUUUAGAGUGAUGUCCACGUUUUGAAAUGUCUCCACUCUGGAGAGCGUUUUCGAUCAUUUUAGUCGCCUUUAGAUUACGUCUAAAUAUAGGUUUGAAUUAUGUUAUUUUUAAAAGCGUUGAUAGUUGAGCAAAUUAGGAAAAGAAAUUCAUCCCAGGGACACACGAAAAGUUGCUUUGAAAUUGUAGGUAAAUUUG
Actinia tenebrosa (Australian red waratah sea anemone) is the source of this 1923-nucleotide messenger RNA. Its product is annotated as histamine H2 receptor-like. Lineage: Eukaryota; Metazoa; Cnidaria; Anthozoa; Actiniaria; Actiniidae. Gene Ontology annotation, cellular component: membrane. Gene Ontology annotation, molecular function: G protein-coupled receptor activity. Gene Ontology annotation, biological process: G protein-coupled receptor signaling pathway. The record is from RefSeq and is a predicted model, not a curated record.